This is a messenger RNA of Ceratitis capitata (Mediterranean fruit fly), 1817 nucleotides long. Its product is annotated as purine nucleoside phosphorylase. Gene Ontology annotation, biological process: nucleoside metabolic process. The record is from RefSeq and is a predicted model, not a curated record. NCBI's taxonomy places the organism in Eukaryota, Metazoa, Arthropoda, Insecta, Diptera, Tephritidae. Gene Ontology annotation, molecular function: purine-nucleoside phosphorylase activity. The transcript has 3 exons. The coding region runs from base 504 to 1613 and encodes 369 amino acids. Gene Ontology annotation, cellular component: cytoplasm.
GACCAGCGCCGACGAUCAGUUACCAACAAGCAGCAAGCCGGUGAGCGACGAAACAAACUACAAGCGCGCAUUUGAACAAUUCGUGAACCUCUAGCAGUAGCAAAAUAGAAACACAAACAGAGGCGGUGAAAGAAGUUAUUGAAGGCGAAAAACAGAAAACAACAGAAACAUAUUUUGUGGACCCACCAAAGAAUUUACCAGAAAAACAUUCAUUUUUACUCGUAUGAAGUAAAGAUAUAUUGAAAGAGUAAAAAAAAAAAAAACUUGUGACACUUGUUUUUCGUCUUUUAUAAUUUCAACUGAACUGUUGUUUAGACGUAAAAAAUAGAGACUAAAAGAAAAAGGUUGCAUAACUAAUUAAGUGAAAUCACACAGCAAACCUUAAACCAGAUAAAGAUAACCGAAAACAUUUACCACAUUUUUAUAUAAAAUAUAUAAAGUAAUAGAUAAAAGACACUUUGUAGUAACAACAAAAAAUAAAAACAAAAAAGAAUUCAGAAAAAAUGACUGGCUUCACCAUCAACGGUACUGAUUUGUUGAAAAGCAAAGCGCUCAAUGGCAGCGCCAACGGGGAUGCGAAUGGCAGGAGCAACAAUUACAUUGCCGAGGAAUGUCCGAAUGGUGCCACCAGCUCAACGUCCAAUGCCAACAAUGCCAACAAUAACAACAACAGCCAACAAAUUUACGUGGAUGAGGCAGAAGUGGAAAAUCGAAUGAAGAUGGUUAUAAAUGAAGAAAAUUAUUCAUAUGAGCUGAUCAAAGAGAUCGCCGACUACUUUUUGGAACGCACCAGCAUACGCCCGGUGAUCGGCAUCAUUUGCGGUUCGGGUCUGAACUCACUAGCCGAUCACAUUACCGACAUACAGGCGUUCGAUUACAAGGACAUACCAAACUUCCCCGUCUCCACUGUGGAGGGUCAUGUCGGGCGUAUGAUCUUUGGUUAUCUGGAGGGCAUGCCUGUUGUCGCUAUGCAAGGACGAUUCCACUACUACGAAGGCUACCCCUUGGCAAAGUGUUCCAUGCCUGUGCGUGUGUUGAAGCUGGUCGGCAUUAAAUAUUUAUUCGCCACCAACGCAGCCGGUGGUCUGAAUCCGAAAUAUAAAGUCGGUGACAUUAUGAUUGUGCGCGAUCAUAUAAAUAUUAUGGGCUUUGCUGGCAAUUCGCCGCUGCAGGGUCCCAACGAUCCACGCUUCGGUCCACGUUUUCCGCCCAUGACCAAUGCGUACGAUCGGCAUUUGGUGCGCAAGGCGCGCAAAGUGGUCCGUGAGAUGGGUAUUGAGAACGAUGUGCACGAAGGUGUCUACACAUGUCUGGGUGGCCCGAACUAUGAGACUGUGGCCGAGUUGAAAAUGUUGCGAAUUAUGGGCGUUGAUGCGGUGGGCAUGUCGACGGUGCACGAGGUGAUCACAGCCAGACAUUGUGAUCUCACGGUAUUCGCCUUCAGCUUGAUCACGAACAAAUGUGCGACCGACUAUGACAGCAGUGAGGAGGAUGCGAAUCACGAGGAAGUUGUAAUGGUCGGCAAGUCGCGUCAAUCGAUUUGCGGUGAGCUAAUGUGUCGAAUGAUACGCGAUCUCGCACAGGACAUUCAGCAGAAAAAUGGCAAGAAGUGAAGGGGAGCACAGUGGCGAAUCGAACCAAAAAAUAUUUAUAGAUUAUAGCGGUUACAUAGCGAGUUAAGUAGUCUCCAAUCACUGGUGGUCCCCACAACUGCUCGGCACUAGUUGCUUUCCGAUACAGACGCAAUUCGAAAAUUUGACGCCACCGCAAGCCAGUGAUUUAUUUAAAUAAAUAGUGUUAUGGAUCCAACAUACAUA